This is a messenger RNA of Anopheles merus, 576 nucleotides long. RefSeq lists its product as uncharacterized. The record is from RefSeq and is a predicted model, not a curated record. Bases 100 to 504 code for a protein of 134 amino acids. The transcript has 2 exons. NCBI's taxonomy places the organism in Eukaryota, Metazoa, Arthropoda, Insecta, Diptera, Culicidae.
GCACCCGGCUGGUUGUGCGGCUGUCCGGCUUAGGCUGCUGGUGCUUGGCACGCGGAGUUGGGGCCAUACUGGCAGACCCAUACUUUGUGUGCCAUUCGCAUGCUGGCCACCGGAUGGAGCAGAUCGUCUGAGAAGAAGCACCCGCACGGCAGCAUGGCAUCCGAAACGGCCGAACAUCCGAAACUGAGCCAUCCGAAACCUCAACGCCUACUGGAUUGUGGAUUAUUAGUUUCCUCCACGCAUGUUUUUUUGGGGACCGCCACGAAGUUUCGAUUCUCCGAUUUGCCGGCGUCCUUGGCGUCGCAGUUUCUUCCUUCCUGGCGAGACAACAGGUUUCUUUAUCCAGCCCGGGACAGGAACCAGGCGUCUUGCACUUGCACAACCGAUUCACCACCACCAAACAACAACUUCGAUCUCGCCCUCGAGCGAUGGAUCAAAUCGAACGAGAAAAGGAAGAAGCAAAAUAAUCGACAAGAAAGGAAGAAAAAAACACGCUCACGGUAGAAAAGGAAUUAAAAAUGCAUCUCACCCUUUUUUCGCCUAGCCGAGUUUUUGGGAAGAUAGAUCGUGCGCGUC